This is a messenger RNA of Camellia sinensis, 1608 nucleotides long. RefSeq names its product protein WALLS ARE THIN 1. Lineage: Eukaryota; Viridiplantae; Streptophyta; Magnoliopsida; Ericales; Theaceae. The record is from RefSeq and is a predicted model, not a curated record. Gene Ontology annotation, molecular function: transmembrane transporter activity. Gene Ontology annotation, cellular component: membrane.
AACUCUUUGCCUUACCACUACCAAAACUCUCACCUUCCAAUUCUCUUUCUCUGCAUUUUUUUCAUUUUCAACCUUGGCUUGGCUUAGCUUAGCUUAUAGUGUGUGUGUUCUCUGCUAGGCUUGUUUCAAUGGCAGAUACCAGUGGCUCAGCCACUCCUAAAAUGUGGUGUUCUAUGCCAGAGAGGCUCCAACUACACUUGGCCAUGUUGGCCUUGCAGUUUGGGUAUGCUGGUUUCCAUGUGGUCUCCAGAGCUGCCCUUAACAUGGGCAUUAGCAAGAUUGUAUUUCCUGUCUACCGAAACGUUCUCGCUCUCAUUCUCCUCUUGCCCUUCGCAUAUUUUCUUGAAAAGAAGGAGAGGCCACCGAUUACUCUGUCUUUUCUUGUUCAGUUCUUCCUCCUCGCAGUUGUAGGAAUAACAGCGAAUCAAGGAUUCUACCUGCUGGGAUUAGACAACACAUCUCCCACCUUUGCUUCUGCCAUUCAGAACUCAGUUCCUGCCAUUACUUUUCUCAUGGCUGCACUACUCCGGAUUGAACAAGUGCGAUUAGAUAGAAAAGACGGGGUGUCCAAGGUGGUGGGAACAGUCCUGUGCAUCACAGGAGCAUCAGUGAUCACACUGUACAAGGGUCCAACCAUAUAUAGUCCAACUCCCUCGUUGCAACAAGGUUCACCGGCAUUGCUCGCACUUGGAGAUGCCAGGGGAAAGAAUUGGACACUGGGUUGCCUCUUUUUGGUGGGUCAUUGCUUGUCAUGGGCGGGCUGGCUCGUGUUGCAGGCUCCGAUCUUGAAAAAGUAUCCAGCUCGGCUCUCUGUCACCUCUUAUCAGUGUUUCUUUGGUGUUAUUCAAUUUUUAGUUAUUGCUGCGUUCCUUGAGAGAGAUCCACAAGCUUGGCUUGUUCACUCUGGUGAAGAGCUCUUUAGCGUCUUCUAUGCGGGAGUGGUGGCAUCAGGGAUAGCAUUCGCAGUACAGAUAUGGUGCAUAGACAGGGGUGGCCCAGUGUUCGUGGCUUUGUAUCAACCUGUUCAGACUCUUGUUGUCGCUCUUAUGGCUUCCGUCCUUUUAGGCGAAGAGUUCUACUUGGGAGGGAUUAUUGGCGCAGUGUUGAUUAUAGCUGGGUUGUACUUUGUGCUAUGGGGUAAAAACGAAGAAAGGAAGUUUUCAGCCCAAAAGGCCGUGAUUCAGUCCCCUGCAGACCACGAUAACAACCGAACAACAACCCACAUCAAGUCCUCCCUUGCUCAGCCUCUACUCCCUCAGUCAACCGAAAGCGUUUGACCACCACAACCUCAACUUUUAACCACAGUCCUUCUUUGCCAUUAAAAAAAAAAAAAAAAAAAAAAACUAUUGAUGCCAUAUAUUAAGAAAAGGCUUUGUGUGUUUGAAUGAUUUUUCAUCUUUUAGGUUUUUGUUAGAUUCAAUAGCUUUCUCUCUCACUAGGAGAGAGAGGCUUAAAGCGAGGAGAGAGGAUGAAUGUGAUGAUUGUUGUCUUUUGAUGUGGGGAUGUGAGGAAUUGAUGGAUGUUCCCAUAUGGUUUAAUUUUAUAUGUUAAUUUUAUGGUUUGAUUCACCAGAAAAAGAUAUGCACAAUACUAUCAUGCUAAUGCUCA